AUGGCUAGCAAUUUAUUAACCCUGGCGAAGGUAUUUGUAUUGGUAUUGGGACUGCUUUAUGUCUGUGGUGGUGUAGUAAGUGCUCAGUUAUUUGAUAUAACUAGUGUUGGAAGUCUGGAUGAUGAUUUCUACGAAGAUAGUUGCCCGAGUGCAGAAUCAAUUGUGUUUAAGGAAGUGAAAUCUGCAGUUAACAAGACUCCUGGAUUUGCCGCUGGCCUCAUACGAUUGCACUUCCACGACUGUUUUGUCAGGGGCUGCGAUGCAUCAGUUCUUAUCGACUCCACUCCAAACAACACAGCAGAGAAGGACUCACCUGCAAACAAUCCGAGUUUGCGUGGAUUUGAGGUGAUUGACAGUGCGAAAGCAAGAUUGGAGAGCAUAUGCCCUGGGAUUGUUUCUUGUGCUGAUAUCCUUGCAUUCGCUGCUAGAGACAGUGCAAAUUUGUUGUCUGGAGUAACUUGGAAUGUUAAGGGUGGAAGAAGGGACGGAAGAGUUUCUCUGGUAUCAGACAUCACAGGAGAAAAUAUACCAUCACCAGGGGCCAACGUGACUGAGUUGACACAAUUGUUUGCAGGAAAAGGGCUUUCCCAAAAAGAAAUGGUGAUAUUAUCAGGCGCUCAUACGAUAGGAGUUUCCCACUGCAAUACUUUUGUGCUGGAUAGGCUCUACAACUUCAAUGGCACUAAUUCAACGGAUCCUUCUCUUGACCCGGACUAUGCAGAAGCUCUGAAAGCCAAGUGCCCACAAGAGACCAGCAGUGACAGCACAUUGACAGUGCCAAUGGACCCCUCUACACCCACUGUUCUUGACAUUGACUACUACAGUAAUGUUCUACUUAACCGCGGUUUAUUUGUCUCCGAUGCAACUCUGCUCACCAAUAAAAAAACCCUAAAAGUUGUUAACGAAAGCGCCAACUCCAACUUCAUCUGGUGGAAUAAGUUUGCAGAUGCUAUGAAAAAAAUGGGGAAGAUUGAUGUAUUGACUGGGACUAAGGGUGAAAUCCGGCUCAAUUGCAGGGUUAUCAAUUGA
Cryptomeria japonica (Japanese cedar) is the source of this 1029-nucleotide messenger RNA. Its product is annotated as peroxidase 5-like. Lineage: Eukaryota; Viridiplantae; Streptophyta; Pinopsida; Cupressales; Cupressaceae. The transcript has 5 exons. The coding region runs from base 1 to 1029 and encodes 342 amino acids. Gene Ontology annotation, biological process: hydrogen peroxide catabolic process; response to oxidative stress. Gene Ontology annotation, molecular function: heme binding; peroxidase activity. The record is from RefSeq and is a predicted model, not a curated record. Gene Ontology annotation, cellular component: plant-type cell wall; plasmodesma.